Messenger RNA from Paracoccidioides brasiliensis Pb18, 543 nucleotides. RefSeq names its product Rab family GTPase YPT7. Gene Ontology annotation, molecular function: GTP binding; GTPase activity. The transcript is spliced from 4 exons. The record is from RefSeq and is a predicted model, not a curated record. Gene Ontology annotation, cellular component: fungal-type vacuole membrane; phagocytic vesicle; late endosome. Gene Ontology annotation, biological process: regulation of vacuole fusion, non-autophagic. Bases 1 to 543 code for a protein of 180 amino acids.
AUGCCACAGGUGAAUAAAAAAUAUAGUUCAAGUUACAAAGCAACAAUCGGUGCGGAUUAUCUGACAAAAGACGUCUUGGUGGAUGACCGACUGGUAACCCUGCAGCUUUGGGACACCGCAGGACAAGAACGAUUUCAGUCAUUAGGCGUAGCCUUUUACCGGGGAGCCGAUUGUUGCGUGCUGGUAUACGACGUUAAUAAUUCCAAGAGCUUCGAGACGCUGGAUAGCUGGCGGGAUGAAUUCCUCGUCCAAGCGAGCCCGAGGGACCCUGAGAGUUUUCCAUUUGUUGUGCUGGGGAACAAGAUCGAUGUAGAAGAGAGCAAAAGAAUGAUAUCACCAAAACGGGCCGCGACGUAUUGCCAGUCCAAGGGGAAUAUUCCCUACUUUGAGACUAGUGCCAAGGAGGCGAUUAAUGUCGAGCAGGCAUUUGAAGAAAUCGCGAAGAGUGCUCUUGUACAAGAGGAGUCGGAGGAGUAUAGCGGAGAUUUUGCUGAUCCCAUUAACAUCCACCUCGAUAACGACCGUGACGGCUGUGCUUGUUAA